GUCUCCCCCCUCGUCACUGUUCCCUUCUUCAACCGUCCCGUAGGGUUUGCCGCUCUCUCUCCUCUGCCCCUCUUCUUCUCUCUUCUGUCUUCCCCUCUCUCGCCAUCUUCCCUGCAGCUAUCCUCUCGAGUCGGCCCCCACUCUCAUGAAGAACACACCACGACGGUCGUCCCUCUGAUCGUUCAAUUCACUGGAGCAGAGUUGCACUGGCUUGUAAUAUAAAUAAAAAAGGUGGCUUCACUUCAGUGAAUUUGUGCUGUGAUCCUCAUGAGAGGGUAAAGGAGAGGGUUAUGUACAGUAUGAACGCUAACUGCGUCACUAGGUUUUCCGGUCUAUCCUCAAUGGCACAGCUUCUGUGAGAUUUAUCGGAGCUAGUUUUCUUUCUUUGCUUAAUUUAGUUUUCUCACCUCGUGUUCCAACGAGUUGUUAGGGAUUGAUCUAGCAGUAACAGAUACAUAUGGAAUUCAGAAUCGCAAAGGCAUUGGAUAGUGCCAGCAAUCAAGGGAUUUUGCUGAAAGCAAAGAAAAAACGGGCAGCACAUGCAGCAUUUACCGGCAACGCUGCUCGUGCUGCCCUGGGCAUGUGUAACUUGCCAGCAAAGAAGGUUGGCAAGCGACGGAAACUGAAUGGGUUUAAUGGGGAAUCUGCACGUUGCGGGUGCAUUUUCCAGAAAUCCAUCGCGAGAUACUACUCGAAUUUCAUCAGAACUGGGAUACCACAGCGUUUGAUGUUUUAUCAGAACGGUGAAUGGACUGAUUUUCCACAGAGUCUAGUGGGCAUGAUCAAGAAGGACUUUCAGAUGAAGAAGGCUGCUAUUGAGGUUGAGUUGAAUGGUUAUAGUAUCCUUCUAGAUUUUUUGCAUAUGUUCCGUGUAGACUUGAAAACAGGUUCCCAGCAACCUAUUGCCUGGAUUGAUGAAGCUGGUAGCUGCUUUUUUCCAGAAAUUUUUGCCGAUGAUAGCUGCCAUCAUCAAUUUGGUAGGCACGAGGAUCAUCUAUACAGGGACUCUUCUGGUCCUCGAGAGUUGAAGCUGCAGCUGGAAAUUGACAUUAAUGGAGUAGACUUGAGAGAAUGCAGCGGGGAAUCAAAUACUCUUGAAGAGAACAUACAAAAUGAUCUGAAGCCUGCUGGCAACCAAAUGACAGUGGCUGUGGAAGAUGCCUGUUACAGGGUUCCUGAUCAGAAAAGAGCUGAUACGGUUGGGGUGAAUGAGCAAAUGGAAGCAAAUUUGGUUCCUGUGGUUAAUCCUGUUGAGGAGGAAUUAGACCCUGACUUUGUGCAGAAAAUGUUCCUUGUGAACAUUACCUCUUUUGGUAGCGUGGACAUAGUUGAUUCCCAGAGCUGUUCAAGUGCUUUGGGGCAGGCACGGUUUGAGCUCUUUCAUAAGCAAGCUGAAAUUACAAAGAAGCAUCGUGGUGAUGCCAAUAUCCAGUAUGCAUGGCUUGCUAUUACAAGCGAAGCGUUAUCUUCUGUCAUGACAUACGGUAUUGGAUCCUGUGGAGCUUUGACAAAUAAGUCCAUAUACGGCACUGGUGUUCAUCUUACAUCUGCAAACUACCCUAACAUCAGUGCGAAAUAUUGUGAUGUUGACGAAAAAGGGAUUCGGCACAUGGUAUAUUGCCGUGUAAUAAUGGGAAAUAUGGAGCAUGUUCAUCGUGGAUCUAAACAAUUUCAUCCAAGUAGCGAGGAGUUUGACAGUGGAGUGGAUGAUCUUCAAAACCCGACACACUAUGUAGUCUGGACUAUGAAUGUGAACACCCACAUCUAUCCAGAAUUUGUUAUUAGUUUCAAACUACAACUCGAUGUUAAAGGAAAUUUGAGUGGAAGUGGGAGUAAGGUUGUAUCGGGCGUGACGACAUCUUUGAAAGGGCCUAAGACGCAAUCUAAAAUGGAUCCAUCCACAAUUAAUCCGGAGACCAAUAGUGAGCCAGAUUCAGACAAUGGGGGCUCACCAGGGAGAGCUCCUACUAUGGGUUCAGUUGCUCCAAGGGUGCCUAGAUCUCCUUGGAUGCCUUUCCCGAUGCUCUUUGAUGCUAUUGCUGAGAAAGUUUCUCCUGAGAACAUGGAUAUGAUCAACUCAAACUAUAACUUGUUCAGGGUUAAGAAGAUAACACGGGAUGAGUUUGUCAAGAAAUUGAGGUUUAUAGUUGGCGAUAAUCUAUUGAGAUCUACUAUAACAGGCCUUCAGUGCAAGAUUCCAACGAAAUGUGAAGUUGAAGUGAUGGAGCAGAAUGUGAAGGGCUUAGGUGGGUACUGAUAUGGCACCUCAGGCUUUCUCCAUGGUAUGCUGAUCUAUAAUUUCGGAUGAAUAUCCAAGUUUCAUCCUUUGGGGAUGGACUUAGCUGUAGUUUCCCGAAAAAUGUGUCGACAUGAAGUUACCUUGUUUUGCUUGUUGGCUGGACAGUUCCUAGGUUUUCAGGAUGCUGAAGCUUCUUGUUACUUCUGUUCCUAUCAGUUGAGUUCUGGUGUUUAUGAAGGGUUAUAGAAAGCCUUUUGAACUAGGGACAGGUAGUGGUGUCAUGUUCAAGGUAAUCGUGUGUACUCUUCAGACUAUGCGCAAGUUUGAUUUUAACGAUGGAUGUUAUCUUUUCUCGUGUCU
This is a messenger RNA of Punica granatum (pomegranate), 2599 nucleotides long. NCBI's taxonomy places the organism in Eukaryota, Viridiplantae, Streptophyta, Magnoliopsida, Myrtales, Lythraceae. The record is from RefSeq and is a predicted model, not a curated record.